AUGGUCGGCCUCAACAUUAUCCUCUUUUUAUCGCUGCUUGGCCUUGGCGGAGCCAUUCCAGCCGGGACACAGUCAUCCCCUGAUACAACCGUCAAACCGCGUGCUGCUUGCACUCCCACUGCUGGUGGAAGCUCCUUGACCGACGAUGUCCCGGCAAUUCAGAAGGCGAUCGCAUCGUGUGGCGAUGGGGGCACGAUUGUAAUCCCAGCAGACACUACCUAUUACUUGAACAGUGUCCUUGAUUUCAAAGGAUGCGCCAACUGCGACUUCCAGGUGGAAGGCCAUCUCCAGUUCACCAGCUCGACCGACUACUGGGAGGGAAAGACGGCGAUGAUCAGUGUCUUGGGCAUUGGCGGUCUGAAGAUCCGCUCUCUAACAGGUUCGGGGGUUAUUGAUGGAAAUGGACAAGAGUCAUGGGAUCGGUUCGCCAAAGACACUAGCUACAAGCGUCCCACUCUUCUCUAUAUUACUGGAGGCAAGAACAUCGAGGUGUCUGGCAUUCGGCAAAAGAACCCGCCCAACGUGUUUAUUUCAGUCAAAGGUGGCACGACCAACGCUAAAUUCACAAGUCUGACCUUGGACGCAACGUCCAAUUCAGACAGCCGUCCUAAGAACACAGAUGCCUUUGACAUCGGCGCAAGCACUUACGUGACCAUCUCAUCGGUCACCGUAACCAAUGACGAUGAUUGCGUGGCGUUCAAGCCUGGCGCCAACUAUGUGACCGUGGAGAAUGUAUCCUGCACCGGAUCUCACGGCAUAUCGGUAGGCUCACUAGGGAAAUCCAGGGAUGACACUGUUCAGAAUGUGUAUGCACACAACAUAACGAUGAUUAAGUCGACUAAGGCGGCAGGCAUCAAGACUUAUCCCAGCGGUGGAGGUCAUGGCCUCUCGACGGUGAAGAACGUAACGUUCUCAGAUUUCAUCGUGGAUGAUUGCGACUACGCCUUCCAAAUCCAGAGCUGCUAUGGUGAGGAUAAUGAAUACUGCGAAGAAAGACCCGGCGAUGCGGUGCUGGAAGAAAUCGUCGUUGAGGGAUUUACUGGCACUACAAGUAAGAAGAACGAUCCGGUGGUGGCUAAUUUGAAUUGUGGCUCUAGAGGCACCUGUAAUGUGUCUAUUAGCAAUUUCGAGGCCAAAGCUCCGUCUGGUGAUGCAAAAAUCCUAUGUGGUAACACUCCCUCUGACCUUGGCGUUAGCUGUUCCUCAGGUGCAUCUGGAUGA
Messenger RNA from Aspergillus alliaceus, 1221 nucleotides. Its product is annotated as putative extracellular exo-polygalacturonase. The transcript is spliced from 2 exons. Gene Ontology annotation, molecular function: polygalacturonase activity. Gene Ontology annotation, biological process: carbohydrate metabolic process. The record is from RefSeq and is a predicted model, not a curated record. Lineage: Eukaryota; Fungi; Ascomycota; Eurotiomycetes; Eurotiales; Aspergillaceae. The coding region runs from base 1 to 1221 and encodes 406 amino acids.